Merops nubicus (carmine bee-eater) is the source of this 813-nucleotide messenger RNA. RefSeq names its product G protein-activated inward rectifier potassium channel 1-like. Gene Ontology annotation, cellular component: plasma membrane. Gene Ontology annotation, molecular function: G-protein activated inward rectifier potassium channel activity. NCBI's taxonomy places the organism in Eukaryota, Metazoa, Chordata, Aves, Coraciiformes, Meropidae. The transcript has 4 exons. The annotation marks the transcript as partial. Gene Ontology annotation, biological process: regulation of monoatomic ion transmembrane transport; potassium ion import across plasma membrane. The record is from RefSeq and is a predicted model, not a curated record.
AUGUGGUGGGGCAUUGCCUACGUGCGAGGUGACCUGCAUCGGGUGCAUGAUGACACAUACAGUCCGUGCGUGGCCAAUGUAUACAACUUUCCCUCUGCCUUCCUCUUCUUCAUAGAGACCGAGGCCACCAUUGGCUAUGGACACCGCUAUAUUUCUGAGCGCUGCCCAGAGGGUAUCGUGCUUUUCCUUUUCCAGUCGCUGCUGGGCUCUGUUGUCGAUGCGCUUCUCAUUGGCUGCAUGUUCAUUAAGAUGUCUCAGCCCAAGAAGCGAGCUGAGACCCUCAUGUUCAGCCGUGCUGCAGUCAUCUCACAGCGAGAUGGCAAGCUCUGCCUCAUGUUCCGUGUUGGCAACCUCCGCAAUAGCCACAUGGUGUCUGCCCAAAUCCGGUGCAAGUUGAUCAAGUCCCGACAGACACCGGAGGGAGAAUUUUUGCCAUUAGACCAGUGUGAACUGGAUGUUGGAUUUGGAACUGGAGCUGACCAGCUGUUUUUAGUUUCCCCGUUAACCAUCUGUCAUGAAAUUAACUCAAAGAGCCCCUUCUUCUGUCUCUCACAAAGAUCACUGAGAAGGGAGCAAUUUGAAAUAGUUGUCAUCCUUGAAGGAAUCGUUGAAACUACUGGAAUGACAUGCCAAGCUAGGACCUCAUAUACAGAAGAUGAAGUUCUUUGGGGUCACAGAUUCCUCCCGGUGAUGUCCCUAGAAGAGGGCUUUUUCCAUGUUGAUUAUUCUCAGUUUCAUGCUACGUUUGAAGUCCCCACUCCUCCUUACAGUGUUAAAGAGCAAGAAGAACUGCACAAAAAUGAAAUAAACAGU